UGUAGUUCGUAAUGACUUCUCAGCCUUGAUACAAUUAGGCUUGUACAACUAAAAACGGACUGAUCCCUUGGCGCAUGAGAAGCUCGAGGGAAUGUGAAAGGGAAGGACAACAAUGACAUGGACAGUGACAUGGGAAGAUCCAAGGUGCACUUGUUUGGUCAAUAUCAUCAUAACGUAUUGAUCCAAUUUAUGAUGGGGUGGUUUGGAUUUUCCUGUUUGCUGUUCGGUGUGUUACUCCGGCCAAGCAACACACAAAGCGUUGUGCCUGACGCAGCUCUGAACUGUUGUGAAGGGGACAUCCUGCUCCUGUUGGAUUCUUCAGGAAGUGUGUCAUCCUAUGAGUUCUCUCGCCUGCUGCGCUUCCUGUCUGAGCUUCUCCUCCCCUUCUCACUUGGGCAGAGCCAGGUAAGGGUGGGGUUGCUGCAGGUGGGCACUGAGCCACACCUGGAGUUUGGUCUGGACGCCCACAGCACCCAGCCUGGCCUACAGGGGGCACUGCAGAUGACCAGGCAGCUCCAGGGGGACACCAACACAGAGGCCGCCCUCAUUCUGGCGCAGGGGCUGCUAGCCAGGACUGGAGCUGGAGAUGAAACAAAGCUCCCUAAAGUGCUGGUGUGGCUAACGGAUGGGGUAGAGCCGGGCGUGGUGGAUGUACCAAUGGCAGAGUUGAGAACGGCGGGCGUGUCCGUGCUGGCUGUCUCUACAGGACACGGGAACUACCAGGUGCUGCGGAGGGUGGUGACCGCACCCAUCGAGUCCCACCUGUACUUUGUGGACAUCGAUGACAUCAGCCUCAUCACAGAGGACCUGAGGGAGGCCAUCAUUGAGCUGAUCCGUGCUGAGGGCCUGCGGGUGGUAGAGGUGUCCUCCCACAGUGCCGUGCUGCAGUGGCGUCCUGUCCUCAGCGCCAACACAGGCUUCUAUGAGGUCCACUAUAAUUCUAUGCUGCCAGGUGGCAGGAAGGGUCAGCCUAGUGGCGGGGCCAGCAGCGGGGUGCAGUACCACAGACGGACCCUCCCUGGGGAUGCCAGCUGGAUAAAGCUGAGUGGUCUGCAACCAGACACCAGCUACACUGCCUCCCUCACCCCAAAGUCCAACCAGGACUACCUCAACACCCUCAGUGCCAACUUCACCACACUGCCCGAGGUGUUGAGCCCGGCAGUGGUCACGGUGUCAGACUCAGGUCCUGACAGGGUGCGAGUGAGCUGGGGUCCUCUGCAGCCUGAGCAGGUCCAGAGGUACCAGAUAGAGUAUGGCGCUCUACCCAGUGGACAGGUCCACAUGGUUAUGCUACACGGACAUCAGAAUACCACUCUGCUCACUGGUCUAGAGCAAGAGACACAAUACCUGGUCACCAUCAGCGCCCUGUACUCCACUGGCAAAGAGAAGGCUUUGUCUGUCAAGGCCUGCACUCAGGAGGUGCUGCCUGCCCUGGCUGACCUCCAGCUGACCCCAGUGGGGCGAGAUGAGGUGCAGGUCCGGUGGCGAGGCCACGAAGAGGGUCUGAGGGGGUACUGGCUCAGCUGGGAGAUGGGUGAGACAGAGAUCCCCUCCCGCCCUGCGUCCUCUUCCCUAUACCUGCUCCCUGGCUCCUUGUCCACGCUGCUCACACACCUGGCCCCCAGCAGCCGAGUGUGUGUGUCACCUGUCUACCGCACGGCCCUGGGAGAGGGGCUCUGCUGCACCACACACACACAAACUGGUCUGACACUACGCACACAGACACACACACACACAGGUCUCCCAGCCUUAUAUUGGACUUGAACUAUUUAUUGAAUCGCCACAUUAUAGUCAUUGUAAUUUUAAGGAAGUAGUCAUCUUCAUAUGUCUAACUGCACUCUUGUGCAACAGGAAAGUAAUAACCCCUUUUUCUCUCUCUCCCUCUCUCUCUCACUUCGAAAGAGCAGUAUUUUGCGGUUAUCAAUGAGAUUUGCCUGCAGUCAGAGAGCUGAAGUGGAGGAAAUGUUUGAAAUUUGAUGUGCUUUAUUGCCACAUCAAUGCUGUGGUACAAUGGAGUCACAUCUCUAUGUCGCUUCAAACCACUUGAUUAUCCAGUAUUCACACCCCUUGACUUUUUCCACAUUUUGUUGUGUUACAGCCCAAAAUUAAAUGGAUUAAAUUUAGAUUUUUUUUGUCACUGGCCUACACACAAUAUCACAUAAUGUUUUUCAACAUUUUUACAACUUAUUUAAAAUUAAAAGCUGAAAUGUCUUGAGUCAAUAAGUACUACAAAGAUACAGACGUUCUUCCUAACCAUUUGCCUGAGAGGAAGGAAACCGCUCAGGGAUUUCACCAUUAGGCCAAUGGUAACUUUAAAACAGUUACAGAGUUUAAGGACUGUGAGGAGACAACUGAGGAUGACUCAACAACAUUGUAGUUACUCCACAAUACUAACCUAAUUGACAGAGUGAAAAGAAGGAAGCCUGUACAGAAUAAAACAUUUUCCAAAACAUGCAUCCUGUUUGCAACAAGGCAUUAAAGUAAUACUGCAAGCAAUUACAUUUUUGUCUCAAGACAAAGUGUUAUGUUUGCGGCAAAUCUAAUACAACACACUACUGACUACCACGCUCCAUAUUUUCAAGCAUAAUUGUGGUGGCUGCAUCAUGUUAGGGGUAUGCUUGUAAUCGUUAAGGACUGGGGGAUUUUUCAGGAUAAAAAAUAAACGUAAUGGAGCUAAGCACAGGCAAAAUCCUUUGUCAGUCUGCUUUCCACUGGACACUGUGAGAGGAAUUCACCUUUCAGCAGGACAAUAACCUAAAACACAAAUCCAAAUCUACACUGGAGUUGCUUAUCAAGAAGAAAGUGAAUGUUCCUGAGUGGCUGAGUUACAGUUUUGACUUAAAUCUAUUUGGAAAAAAAGACCUGAAAAUGGUUGCCAAGCAACGAUUAAGAGCCAAUUUGACAAAGCAUGAAAACAUUUGAAAAUAAUAUUUUUGUAUUUCAUUUUCGAAAAUGUCUAAAAAUAUGUUUUCACUUUGUUAUUAUGGGGCAUUGCAUGUAGACAAUACAUUUAAGCCAUUUAGAAUUCAAGCUGUAACACAACAAAAUGUGUAAUAAGUAGAGGUAUGAAUACUUUCUGAAGGCCAUGUAAGUGGAUUAUGUUGUCAUUUCAUAAGGAAGAGAGGUCCUGGGUCAAGAUAAAGAAGUGCAGCUUCAGCAUAGAGCUGUUGUGAUCCAAAUGGAUGGAUUCCAUUUCUCUGUUUCCAAUGAGAAGGAUUGCCACUGAUGGGGGAUAGGUGGAUGAGGAUGAAGAGAAAUAAGGGUGGCUAGAGGGGAACAAAGAAGACAUAGAACCUCCUAACUUCUCUCCCAUCAUCCAUCUGGUCAUAGUGUGGGCAUGCUGUUACACAUAGGCAUUUGAACUAUUUCUGAUUAAAAAAAUAUAUAACUAUAUUUACUUCAUAAAGAAGAUGUAAAAUCAAAAUGUACUUGUAUGCUUUCUCACAUAUUUUUUAUAUUCAGUUUUCAGUUUAGCUUCCACAUAAUAGGCUGCAGUCCACAUAUGAACCCAUCAGCCUGGCUCUUGUGAACUUGCUUGUGAAGAUCGCCAUCUAGUGGGACACAUAUUUUACCACAGACUGUGACAAUCAGGCCAAUGUUCAACUUUUUCAACUCUUUCUCUGCUGCACAGUACACCCCUAAGUGUGAAUAUAAUGCAAAAAACUAAGUCCAUUUUCCAAUUGAACAGCAAUGCAUUGGUCUCAUAUAGAGAGGGUAGAUAAAUUGCAAUAUCUGAAAACAGGAAAACAUCUCAUUUUCUGGGUUGUUCCAUGUAAUAUCAGCAAGCCAUGACACAAACCAUCUCAGAUUGUUCCGAAAUAGUUUCUGUAGUAAAAAAAAAAACAGAUUAGAUAAGCAUUCCAGCAACAAUAUUUUGUUGAAAUAUAAUUUGAUCUCUGAGAAAAUAAACUAAUUGAUUCCAUCCAAAUUGGCCAUUUAAAUGAAUAGGAUUCAUAUAAUAUUUAAUAAAUAUAGUACCUAACAUCCAAAACUUUUUUCUAACAAUGAGUAAAACACGAGGAAUCCAAAGAAAUUGUCAAACGUCACCCACAGACUCCCCACACCCCACGACAAUCCAGAGAAGGCUGGUGGAAGGAACCAUAGGAGGACGGACACAUUGUAAUGGCCGGGAUGGAAUCAAUGGAACGGAGUCCAACCGGUUGUUUCCAUGUGUUUGGUACCAUUUCAUUCAUUCCAUUCCAGCCAGUAUAAUGAGCCCUACCUUCUAUAUCUCCUCCCACCAGCCUCCUCUGCGCCAAUCUCACCUCCAACAACUAUAUGCAGCCUCAAUGUUAAUAAAGGGAUAGUUCACCCAAAUCUCAAACUGACGCACUGACGUAUUGGUUUCCUUACCCUGUAAGCAGUUUAUGGACAAGGCAACCGAUGCUUUGGUUUUGUUUACCGAGCCACUGUUUCUUUUUAGCAUUUGUGGCACAUAUCCAAUGCAAGUCAACGGUACCUAUAUUAGCAUUUUUACACUUCAUAUCCAAAUCAUCUGUAACUAAUAACAGGAACCACAUUUCCAUACACAAUUUUUAGGCCAGUAAAGUCCUAAAUAUAAAAAUUUAAAAAACAUGACAGCUGUGAUGGAAACAGGAAGUUUCGUUACAAUUGUAUAAAUGCAGACGGAUCAUUAAUUCGUUCGACAUGGUGGGAUCUUUUUGUGUAUGAAAAAUUAAUUAUGCAAGAAAAGGUGGUGCAAAUUACAAAUAUCCAUCAUAUUGAAGUAAACUUAGAGUCACAAAGUGAUAUGGUGUGUGGUCCUCGCUAGGGUUGUGGUGGUCAUGACAUUUUGUCAGCUGUGAUUGUCAAGCGAAUAACUGCCGGUCUCACAGUAAUUGACCAUUAAUUAACAUAAACACAUUUAGCAUCUCCUAGCUCCUCCACUGAUGCAGACCUUUGGAACAUCUACAUUUUAAAAAGUCUAAUAAAUCCAUGUAAUACAACCUACACCAUCACAAUAAAUCCAUUAUUUAUUUUAGACAGAUUUCAAAACAACAGAAUAGCAUACUCUUGAGUUGUCCUUGUGUUAGGCCCUGAUAUGGCUAGUUAAUUUAGCAGACACGAUUUUCUUAGAAUUCCAUUACAUUAUUUUAUAGUAUGAAGAAACCAAUUGAAUAAAAUAGAAAAUAUAUUUUCUCCAAAGAUUUAAGGGAGUGCGUGUGGCUAUUGUGUGGCUAUUCUGUGUUGAACAGUUAACAAAGCGGUAUUAUGGUCACCAUAACAGCCCUAGGACUCUUCCCACUAUGACUCUGGAAAGCAUGCUGUUUAUUAGGCUACAGAUUAAAUAAAUUAUCAUGAACUUCACAGGGUGGUGAAAGUGCACAGUAGAGUGAUGACUUUGAUGCUCUUUUCCAAUAAAUAUUGAAGGUCUUAUUCUGGUGACAUGAUGAUCGAUGCUUGACUGCCGUUUGACAAAUAAAAAUAUUCUGUCUCUUAUCCAUAAUAAUCUCAUCAUGUAGACUAUCUCCACAGCCUACCCGCACUGAAAGUUGUUGGCUAAAGAGUGCAUGUUUUGUUGACAAAACUAUUGAUGGAAAAUGCCACAUUGAAAACAUUUAUUCCGUAUAUGAAAACUUGAGUGAAAAACUACAUUUUGUGUGCACUAAGCCAUCACCUACUAAUUGUUUUUUUGGAAACAAGUCAGUUUGGUGGAAAUACACCACAGGUGGGAAAAUGUGCAUAUUUUCUUUAUGUGUAUUUUAGAAUAUUCACAUGAAAAUCUGUUGCCAAUUGGAUGGAAACCUAGCUAUUGAGUUACACAAUACAUGUUUUGGUACAUUAGGAUGAUUUGGACAUGAAGUGUGAACAUGCUAAUAUGGGUACCAUUGACUUGCAUUGGAUUUGUGCCACAAAUGCUAGAAAUUUUAGUGUUUACCUGGUAAGGAAACCAACGUUGAGGGGAUUUGUAAAAAAAUCACCUAAUAGCAGGAACAGCACCAUCUAGUGGUCCGAACCUGGUAGUAUCAGGAUGUAUAAUUGCACAUAAACCUAACGACUUCAGUUAUUGAUUUUUAUAAACGGGGGACAUCACCAAAUUCACUGAGAAUUCAUUACAUAGGAUAAAGAAACAAUACUCCGAGCCGCAGCUCCAUACUACUUUUCAGACAUAGAGAACUGAUAAUAUAUACUCGUUGUUGGGGUGGUUUUGGUGUGGGGUGUCCGUGGGUGGCUUUUGAGAUUCGUCAUGUGUAUUUCAUUGAUAGUAAAAUAUUUGGUGGAAAUCGGAUUUGAAGUACUAUAUUUAUUGAAUAUUAUUCGAAUCUUAUACAUUUAAAUGGCCAAUUUGGGUGCAAUCAAUUAGAUGAAUUUCUCAGAGAUCAACUAAAUAAUUUUGCAGGAUUGCUAAUCUAUUUUUUUUCUAUCUACAGAAAUUAUUUAAAUACAAUCUGAGAUGGUGGGUGUCGAAAUACUUUCUUGUACUUUUUUAAGUGGAACGACCCUUGUAUUCUAUGUACUCAAUGUUAAUAUCAUAUGAGGUAAUAAAACGAGUGUGAAUUGCU
Oncorhynchus gorbuscha (pink salmon) is the source of this 6503-nucleotide messenger RNA. Its product is annotated as von Willebrand factor A domain-containing protein 1-like. The transcript is spliced from 5 exons. Gene Ontology annotation, molecular function: protein binding. The record is from RefSeq and is a predicted model, not a curated record. The coding region runs from base 118 to 1764 and encodes 548 amino acids. NCBI's taxonomy places the organism in Eukaryota, Metazoa, Chordata, Actinopteri, Salmoniformes, Salmonidae.